Molecule: messenger RNA, 603 nt
Organism: Magallana angulata
Lineage: Eukaryota; Metazoa; Mollusca; Bivalvia; Ostreida; Ostreidae
Product: ficolin-1-like
Exons: 5
Coding region: 1-603 (200 amino acids)
Source: RefSeq, a predicted model, not a curated record
AUGACUCCGGAUCAGAGGCUGCAGGCGUGGGAGUUCGCAGUCCUCUUCCUUGAGACGAAUGGUGUCAUCAAUUAUUCAUCCCUGACCUCAUCCAGAUCUGUCCUCUAUAUUAGUCCUCCGCCAACAUCAGUUUUAACAAGGAAUGAUACAUCCCAAAAGACAACUAUUCCAACGUUCCCAGCGUCAACAGAUGCUUUGAAAGACUGCAAAGAACUGAAUUUAAAAGGUUUCAAUGCUGAUGGAGUGUAUACAAUAUACCCAUACUUGCCUUUAACUACGUCAGUCAGAGUUUACUGUGAUAUGACGACAGACGGUGGGGGAUGGACGGUUUUCCAACACAGAAAAGAUGGGUCAGUUGAUUUUUAUCUCUCAUGGGAUAGUUACAAAAAAGGCUUUGGGGAUGCAAGGGGAGAGUUUUGGCUCGGAAACGACUAUCUCCAUCAGCUGACAAGGUUGGGGAUAUCUGACUUAUAUAUUCGUCUAGAAAAAUUCACCGGAGGCUGGGCUUACGCUAGAUAUAACAAUUUCAGUGUGGCAGAUGAAUCAGAUGGAUACAGAAUGAGGGUUAAGUUUGGAUCUUAUGAAGGGAACGCUGGCACGUAA